Messenger RNA from Pistacia vera, 718 nucleotides. RefSeq names its product sm-like protein LSM5. Gene Ontology annotation, cellular component: U6 snRNP; U4/U6 x U5 tri-snRNP complex; Lsm1-7-Pat1 complex. NCBI's taxonomy places the organism in Eukaryota, Viridiplantae, Streptophyta, Magnoliopsida, Sapindales, Anacardiaceae. The coding region runs from base 141 to 404 and encodes 87 amino acids. Gene Ontology annotation, molecular function: RNA binding. The transcript has 4 exons. The record is from RefSeq and is a predicted model, not a curated record. Gene Ontology annotation, biological process: mRNA splicing, via spliceosome.
GAAAUUGCGAGUUGCGACAAUCCUAGAGUAAAAAUUUGACAGAAACAAAAGAAACUUGUAAUUGAGUGACUAACUGCAGCCAAAAGCCUAAAAGAAGAAGGCCCUUUAAUCGAUCGCCAAGUCUUUCUGUCCUUAGCGCCAUGGCCAACAAUCCUUCGCAGCUCCUACCAUCAGAGCUAAUAGACAGGUGCAUAGGGUCCAAAAUAUGGGUGAUAAUGAAAGGAGACAAGGAGCUUGUUGGUACUCUUAGGGGAUUCGAUGUCUACGUCAACAUGGUCCUCGAAGACGUUACUGAAUAUGAGAUCACAUCUGAAGGUAGACGGAUCACAAAGCUUGAUCAGAUUUUGCUUAAUGGAAACAACAUUGCUAUUCUGGUUCCUGGUGGCUCACCUGAUCCAGAAUGAGAGCGUGGAAUCUAAAUUGUUUAAAUUUUUCACUGAAUGUGAUUGGUCCGGAGUAUAUCCUCAUUUUUAAUGAGGACAUGUGCACCAGGAGAAGUUCUUAUUAUGAUUUCCAGUGACAUGGUUGUGUUGGGCAACAGUGGUGGAUUCUUCUAUUGUAAUGUUAGUGAUAGAUUAUGUUUAAAUUUAAAAUGCUGUUUAUUAUAAAGACAAUUUCAAAUAUUUUGUUUUUUUUAAACAAAUCCUUUAAUCUUCGUCUUGUUACUGCUGAAGAGUUGUCCCUGGACAUCUAUAAAAUUUCAACUUCUGAAUUAUUA